AUGGGCACGGACUACUGGGCGGGCUUCCUCGCGGGCUCGGACAGGAUUUCUCUCGAUUCGCACCCUUAUUUCGCGUUCGACAACCUGGCGAACACCGAGCCGGUGAACGUCACCGCGGAGGGCCAGGACAGCACAGACGUGUAUGGCGGGCAAUGGCCCAAACUGGCGUGCACGUCGUGGGGCGCAGAGAUGAACACAAGCCGCAUCAACUUUGGAGUGACCAUUGCAGGCGAGUUCAGCGCCGCGAUCAACGACUGUGGGCUCUGGGUGCGCGGGGUGAACACCUCGGCCGCGUACGGAGGCAACUGCGAGUACUGGGAAGACUGGGAGUCGUGGAGCGACGAGACCGUCGAGGGCCUCAAGAUGUUCGUGAUGGCGAGCAUGGACGCGCUCGGAGACUGGUUCUUCUGGACCUGGAAGGUCGACAACUCGUCCACCAGUGGCACCGUUGAAGCACCGUUCUGGUCAUACAAGCUCGGGCUGGAGCACGGCUGGAUACCGAAAGACCCGCGGACCGCUUCGGGCACGUGCGAAUCGCUCGGAGUGACGGACACCAACUGGAACGAGUCCUACUCCUCCUGGGCAACAGGCGGCGCAGGGGCAAACGAGAUCGCCGCAUCUUCCAUAGCCACCUAUGGCGUGUGGCCGCCGGCGUCCAUCGCGAACGUGCCAUCCGCAUCGCAGUCGUAUUUGCCUCAGUACACGAGCACCGCGAAGAUCGUGAGCCUGCCCGCGGCGUCGACGUACACGGCCGCGACGGUGAGCACGGGUGACGGGUGGGCCGAGAGCAGCGACACGCGGAGCGCGCCGACGGCGAUCGCGGGGUGCACGUACCCUGAUGCGUGGAGCGCGGUGGACGCGACGAUCCCGACGUCGGGAUGCGGCGCGGUGGCGUAUGCGAAGCGCGAGGAGGUAGCCGUUCCCGUUCCCGAGCCUGUGGUCACUGCGCCGCCUGCACGGCGGUUCCCGUGAGCGCGGCGCUGUUCGGCUCCUGCGUAGCGCGUGCGAUGAUGAGUGUCACUGGGCACUGUCGGUGCGCGGGAGAAGCUGAUCGCGAUGGGGUGUCAGUGAUGUGACUCGGACUCGACGCGGUCCGAGUUGCGCGUAGAUGUGGCGAGGUUGGUUGACGGAGGAGGGAAGAAGGAAGGUGGCGAGACGGACGGACAUGCAUCGCCUCUCUCUGCGUAGACGCUCGCUUUGGAUUCUUGACUUUGCUGUCUGCAUACGCAUGCUUUGUUCCCGGCGCUGGAGUACGAUAUCACGACGUUCGUCCUACGCCGUGCCGCACUGUUUCUGUUCUAUGAUCGUACUUGCUAGCUUGUACACGUACCACAUCGUGACAUGAGGACUGUACAUAUUCUGCCAUACCUGCAGCCCAUGACUACGCUACACGCGAUGCGCA
Messenger RNA from Laetiporus sulphureus 93-53, 1402 nucleotides. Its product is annotated as glycoside hydrolase family 5 protein. The record is from RefSeq and is a predicted model, not a curated record. The coding region runs from base 1 to 972 and encodes 323 amino acids. Gene Ontology annotation, molecular function: beta-glucosidase activity. Gene Ontology annotation, cellular component: extracellular region; cell surface. NCBI's taxonomy places the organism in Eukaryota, Fungi, Basidiomycota, Agaricomycetes, Polyporales, Laetiporaceae. Gene Ontology annotation, biological process: glucan catabolic process. The transcript is spliced from 4 exons.